Molecule: messenger RNA, 346 nt
Organism: Lactuca virosa
Lineage: Eukaryota; Viridiplantae; Streptophyta; Magnoliopsida; Asterales; Asteraceae
Source: the annotation of a GenBank genome assembly
UUGACAUAACUUUAACUUUAUACAUUAUAUAAACGAACGAUUCGUUCGAUUCAUUCGAUUCACAAAAUUAUCGAUCGUUCCUUCCGUCCUUAUGGCAAGUUUUCACACAAACAUGGUGUUUAGCAGUCGUGAAAACUUAACGGAGUGGGUGCAAGAAACGUCACGGUCUCUUGGAUACGUGGUUGUUAUUAAAAGAACAAAGACAAAAGGACAUGGAUAUGGAUAUAUUUCAAAAAUUAUAUUUAAGUGUGAUCGGGGUGGUGUAUCAAGAGGUCCGGAGACGUCCACCAAAAAUACAGGGUCUAGAAAAACAAAUUGUCCAUUCGAAAUUUUUGCUUGUUUAUAA